Molecule: messenger RNA, 3657 nt
Organism: Carassius carassius (crucian carp)
Lineage: Eukaryota; Metazoa; Chordata; Actinopteri; Cypriniformes; Cyprinidae
Exons: 4
Coding region: 189-2834 (881 amino acids)
Source: RefSeq, a predicted model, not a curated record
CCAGAGGGACAGAGCGGCUCUGUAGCUCAGUGCAACCAGUGCUGGCGGGGCUCAGGCAUUCAGUUGCGACCGUUUCUGUCAAUAUCUGUUCUAUCUGCUCUAUUUCACCUCUGACAAUCGCUGAAGGAUCGAUAGGUCUGAACUGGAGUUUGUCGCUAGCCUGAUUUUCCCUCUUCGAGUGCAACCAUAUGAAUUACUCCCGACGCGUCGCCAUUUGGUUACUCGCGUUAUCUGUACAAAUUAUACAGGCAUGUGCGUAUUGCGGUAGAUUGGAGAUGAUAUCCGUUUGGCUCCUGUUUUUAAAGCUGCUGAGAGCCACAGCUGGUGUGCGAAGGUCAUAUGAAAGUGAACUAAAUGACGGCAAAACCACCUCUGUAAAUCAGAAACAAAAAGAGCAGGAAUACCUCUCUGAAACAGUCACCAUGGAGACCAGCCAGCUUUCAGAAAUGGCUGAUCUAACAGACUGUAAAAUGGAUCCUGGGUUUACAGAGGACCAGACGUGCCAAUUCACUGAGGAGGUGAAUGAAUGUGUUGUCACAUAUUUCUCAGAGUGCCUGGAUACCAAACAGAGCAACCCACAAGAAGAUCUGUGUGGGCAAGAAAACAUAGCCAUAACUAAUGGAUGUGAUAGCUCAGGUGAAUCUGAUGAAAGCAAAGACUCUCAAGAAGGUAUUCUGGUCAAGGUCAAUGAACAAGAUGACCCAGACAGCAGAGAGUCUUUGGCCUUUGAGUCUAAUGAAGUCUCCCUUGUGAACAACAAACCAGAAGAAGAGAUGGAAAUCAAGAAUUUGGAUAAUGCCCAGAAGGAAGAUCCUGAUGAACCUGAAGAGAGGGUGGAAGCACAAGACAAUUCUGUUCUGGAAGGACAAGAAGGAUCUGUGCUGGAAAUACAAGAAGAAUCUGUGCUGGAAGCACAAGAAGAAUCUGUUCUGGAAGAACAAGUAUCUGUUCUGGAAGCACAAGAAGAAUCUGUGCUGGAAGAACAAGAGCAAUCUGUGCUGGAAGCACAUGAAGAAACUGAGCUGGAAGAACGAGAAGAAUCUGUGCUGGAAAUACAAGAAGAAUCUGUGCUAGCAAAACGAGAUGAAUCUGUGCUGGGAGUACGAGAUGAAUCUUUGCUGAAAGCACAAGAAGAAACUGAGCUGGAAGAACAAGAAGAAUCUGUGCUGGAAAAACAAGAAGAAACGGAGCUGGAAGAACGAGAAGAAUCUGUAUUGGAAGCACACAAAAAAGCUGUGCUGGAUCAGCAAAUUAAUGAGCUUGUGAUUUCUGUAGUCCCAUCUGAAUCUUGUCCGGAUAUGGAUCGAGAUGACCUAAGUGACUGUCUGCUUGUGGAAAUGGCCAUCAUUUCAUCAGACAGUGAUGUUGAGGAGCCGUGGAGGUCUUUAGCUCCAUCAGCUGUUGAUAAAGAAGAUAUUGAAGAGAACGGUGAUCUCUUGGGUAUGGAUGAAGCAGUAAACUCAAAAGACCAAGCAAGGCAGGAAGACAAUGAGGUGAUUAAAAGCAAUGCUGAACUUGAAGAAGUAGCUCUGGCUUUGAACAUUAAUGAAAGUGAGAUUCUAGAACAACCAGAGUGUCCCACUGAAUGUGAGCUGCAAGAUAUUUCUUUGGAGUCCUCUUCCCAGUACUGUAGUUUAACAAAGAUUGCAGAAGAUGAGGAAGAGCUUGGUAAAACCUCAAAGCACAACCUUCAGCGUCUGUCUUGUUCAACUUCAGAGCUUGACAAAAAGUUGCCAAAAGACUUCUGUGUGGUUCAGGAAAUAAAGAGUGAGAAUGUCAGCACAGAGCACCUGGAUUUCAGGGUGGCUCGCAAGCAGUGGCAGAAGAUGGAAGAGCAAACAAAGGGUCUGGUGCACCGGCCAGUGAUGAGGCAGACAUUUUGCCAGGGUGGACACAGCUUCAUGUACACACCUGUCCGCAACAUUGAUCGCCCCAAAAGAGACCCUGACAUUGAGACUCUUGGUCUGGGGGAUUACCAGUACACUCAAUUCAGCCCCUGUUCAGAGGACUCUGGUCUAGAUGAUACAAGCUACAGGUCUCCUUAUGAUGAGCCAGAAACUCCAGUGGAGAGAGAGAUCCGCGAAGCUCUCGAGCGAGAGGAAAAUUUCAGACGAGAAAGAGAAAUGGCAAAGAUGUCUGUUGGUGACACUAUGCAAGUUAAACCCAGGCCUGGUGUUCUGCACCAAAGCAGGUCAGAGCCUGGAGAUAAAGGACACAUAUUUGACACUCCAGAGGACAGAAGCAGAUCUCAGAGGUCUCCUAGUGCAAAGACUCCAACUUUGUCUGUCACUGGUACAUCUGGAAAAAGUCCCUCGUACCACGAAAUGAUUGCCAACAAUGUCAUUAUACUUGAUCCAGAUUCGUACCCCACCAGCCCACAGAGCCGAGGAAAAGGAGGGAUGCUUUCUCCAGGGACAAGCAGCUUCCAAGAAUGGCCAUCAGACAUGAAUAAAGUCAUUAUCCUGGAGACAUCAAAUCUCAUCAUUCGAAGUGCCUCAGAAUUCUGCCUGAGCUCUGCAUGUCAAGAGACACAAGAGAGCACCUUUCAGAACAACCCAUUCUUCAAAUUGCGCUCCCACAGCACCCAGUCUCUGGUGGAUCAGGAGAUCAAGCUCGUGAAGCAAAGAGAAGAGGAGCUUAGAAGGCAGAGAGCACAACUAUAUGUAAAGGAGAGAUACGACACAGUCCUUGUGUCCCCCAACCAACUGCAGAAUUUCACUUAUGAGAAACCAGGAGUGGUGCCAGCAAAAUCCAAGUCAUCCCCCUCAUCUCCAUCAAAGACGCGCAAAAUGGAUCGCUCCGCUUUGUCCUGCGACCACAAGUUUUACAGGUGAAGCUUUCUCCUUUAGUUUCCUGAGGCACCUUACCCUCGAGUCAGACGGAAAAGUGCCCUGGCCCAGAGGUGGGAAGCAGGUAUCUUUGCCAAUCAUCAGCAACAAGACUGAGUGAUUUGCCUAUAUGAAGCACAAAUCAAGUUUCCAUUACAGUAUAAGCAUGUGCAAGUAGUUUUAGAGUAAAACAUUCAUUACUUAUACAAACCUAGAAUUUAAUAGGUGAGUAAAAUAUUCACAACUGAUGUCAUACCUUUUUCAGUUUUUUGAAUGCUAGUAUUUCACUCUGAAUUUUAUCCUGGAUACACUUUUAUAUUAUUGCAGAAGAAGAAUUUAUAGAGUAACAUAAUCCUAAAUUUGCACUAUGUACAAAAAAUUAUGCCAAACAUGAUUGAGAAAUGAAUUAUUCUAAUUUCCCAUUACAUAACAUUUUUAACCAUAUUAACCAUAAAGUGAAGAGCAGAAACAAAUAAAAAUACAUUUGUAUUUGAUUUAAUCUGAUCAAAAGUGCAAUUUAAGACAGGAGAAGACCGCUGCUUGUAAUGUCUAACAGAGUAUAUUGUGGAUGUAGCUUCCAGAGGUGCUACAAGAAAAGUAGCUGGCUUCUGUACAAUAAUUACAUUGUGAGCCUUUUAAAUGUUUUAUGCUUUUAUUGUCUGAAUAUAAUGUGAACAUUUAUUCUUCUGUGAAAAUAAUUUGAAAGAUGUGUGAAUUUUAAUUCAUAAUAUUCAUGUUUGAAAUGUCUUAAAAUAUAUGAUUCUUCCUUGCAGGAUGUUUCUGAUGCAAAAUACUGUUCAAACCUUGAAUAAACUGAAACUGAUAAUGA